Messenger RNA from Didymosphaeria variabile, 1578 nucleotides. RefSeq lists its product as uncharacterized. The coding region runs from base 1 to 1578 and encodes 525 amino acids. The transcript has 2 exons. Gene Ontology annotation, biological process: regulation of DNA-templated transcription. Gene Ontology annotation, molecular function: zinc ion binding; DNA-binding transcription factor activity, RNA polymerase II-specific. Lineage: Eukaryota; Fungi; Ascomycota; Dothideomycetes; Pleosporales; Didymosphaeriaceae. The record is from RefSeq and is a predicted model, not a curated record.
AUGCCGUCUGACAGCAAGAGACGCAUCAAGUGCGAUGAGACAAGACCAGCAUGCCUCAAGUGCGUACAAGCUGGGUGGAGGUGUGAUGGCUUCGCUGCCUCGCAGCCAGGACCCACCUCCUCUGCUGUGACUUCUAAACCCUCCACUCCAACGCUAGCGAUUACCCGAUAUUCGAUCCCGUUCCAAGUCCCCGGAUCACAAAAAGAUCGCCAACUGUUGCACUACUUCUGCGUGCAAGGUUCGCAAGAGCUAGCUGGAUUCAUGAAGUUGGAUUUCUGGACUCGUACCGUGUUUGAACAGAGCCACCAGGAAGCGACCGUACGGCAAGCGCUGGUCUCUCUCAGCUCAUUGCAUCUCGACUACACGACUGAUUCUCUGACGCACGGCGGCAUGGCGCGAGAUGACACGCUUGCACAGUAUGGCAAAGCGCUUCGUAUGCUGCAAAGGCGAAUGAAAAUGCCAGAUGCAGAGGCCACUAGGACAGCUCUUGUCUGCUCGGUACUAUUCUAUUGCUUCGAAGCAACGCUCGGCAACAGUGAGGCUGCCACACAUCACCUUCAAGGUGGAUUGAAUAUGCUGUCGUCCUGCCGUGGUAAUGGCACCGAGCAAACCGAAGAUCUUCACGGGAUCUCGCUGGAGUUUGAGCGGCUGGACUUGCAAGCUACGCUUUUCUACGAUCAGAAUGUCCCCCAUCUCGUACUCCCACUCCCACUCCCACGGGACGACGAUGACAACGAAGGGUGCGGCAUGCGGCCUUUCCAACGCCUUAGCGAUGCUCAUCGUGCUCUCGUCAAAGCGAUCAGUCGCGGGUGGCGCCUGAUGUGCGACAACGUGGAUUACAAGUUUACUUCAGCAGAAGGUCUUGCGGAACCGAUUCUGCACGAAAAACGCAACCUUCGAGAAAACCUUGUGCAAUGGAAGACUGCAUUUGACAACUUCAAGCGGCGUCCUAGUGCAGCCGAUCAACCAGGGUACGCUCAGCAGAUCCUUGUGAUCCACUGGCACAUAGCUCUGAUGCUUCUCGAUGCCGUGUUCCCUGCCGACCUCGAUGUUUGGGGCGCUUCACCCAAUCCGCGCGCCGUAGAGAUGGUACAGUUGAUAGAGGAUAUCCUCGACCACGACCACGGCCACAGCAAAGCGUCAAGCCCGGCGUCUUCGACUUCUUCGUCUUCGCAGCGCAUCGUGACCUCAGAGAUGGGGAUCAUCGCGCCGCUCUUCGCAGUGGCACUCAAAUGCGCCGAUCAAGAAGUAAGCAAUCGGGCGUUUGAGCUGCUUCGCUCAACGCAGCGGAGAGAAGGUUUGUGGGAAGCUUCGCACAUGGCAUCUUUAGUCUCGAAGCUGAGAGAUGCAAGGGAGCUGCGCUAUGCACCACAAGGCGAAGCUGCACUUGCGGAGGCGAGGAAGCAAUCGCUGGAGAUGUUGUUUGAUCAUGAACUCAGCAGCGGGGGAGGGCUGAUGAACGUCAAUAUGACGUCUACGUAUUUCGAGAAGGCGGUUGAGGCGCUGUACGGGUCCUUUGAGCAUGUGGGAGGAGGACACGACGAGGGCGAUGAUUUACGAGCCGAGUCAUUGACCUGA